Amphimedon queenslandica is the source of this 708-nucleotide messenger RNA. Its product is annotated as dCTP pyrophosphatase 1-like. The record is from RefSeq and is a predicted model, not a curated record. The coding region runs from base 10 to 489 and encodes 159 amino acids. NCBI's taxonomy places the organism in Eukaryota, Metazoa, Porifera, Demospongiae, Haplosclerida, Niphatidae. The transcript has 4 exons. Gene Ontology annotation, molecular function: dCTP diphosphatase activity. Gene Ontology annotation, cellular component: cytosol. Gene Ontology annotation, biological process: DNA protection; dCTP catabolic process.
AUAACAUCUAUGCUAGCUAUAUUAAACAUGGAAGUCUCCAGGGAGAGUGAAGCUCGAGGUGAAGCUGGAAAUUGCGGCACAGCUAGUCCUCUUAAGAAACAAGAUUACACUUUUAGCUCUAGUUUGUCCCUCGAGCAAAUCAGAAAGAAGCAGAAUCAAUUUUCUAUGGAAAGAGAUUGGGAACAGUAUCAUACCCCUAGAAACUUGCUCUUAGCUCUAGUUGGAGAAGUUGGAGAACUUUCUGAAAUUUUUCAGUGGAAAGGAGAAGUCGAUGUGGGUCUUCCAGGAUGGUCUCAUAAAGAUCGAGCCCAUGUUGGUGAAGAACUAAGUGAUAUCCUCAUAUAUUUAAUUGAACUGGCUGAAAAGUGUCAUAUUGACUUACCAUCUGCAGUUUUACGGAAAUUUGAGCUGAACUUUAAAAAGUACCCUCCUGAAAAGGUGUAUGGCUCAAGCAAAAAAUAUACUGAAUACAUAUCUGAUGAUAACUGAUAUUCAUCAUACUGCGGUCAUUGUCAUUACCAUUUAUUUUGAAAGACCAUUUGCAUAGUGACAAAAAAAUAUUGUGAAUGAUCUACAUGUAGAAAUUUUUAUUGUUCUACGGUGUAAGACACUCCUACUUUAGUAUCUUGUUGGAUUUUACAAUCAACAAUAAAGCACUCUGAGUACAUCAAUUAUUGUUUUUUUACCUAUGAUGAAUGAUCUAUUGAA